Messenger RNA from Verruconis gallopava, 681 nucleotides. RefSeq lists its product as uncharacterized. The annotation marks the transcript as partial. Lineage: Eukaryota; Fungi; Ascomycota; Dothideomycetes; Venturiales; Sympoventuriaceae. The transcript has a single exon. The record is from RefSeq and is a predicted model, not a curated record.
UAAUGGAUCGCCUCUCGACGAUCAACUUACCUGUCCUGGUGCUUGCACACUCCGUCUUCCUCUCGUUUCUUGGGCUGCGAAUGAUCUUUCGCAGCCCGCCCAAGCCCGAUCGCGAGAGCGAGAUCUCCGCCAUGUCUGGCGUCACCACCCUGGCAAUUGGCAUCGCCUACAUGGCGACGAGCUACAUGCCCAUUGAGCAGAAUCAGUUCCUGCACGCCAGCAUGCCUGUGAGGAUCGUUCUCGCGCUGCUUGCCGGCUUGAGGCUGCUGAGCGUCAAGAACAUGACCCCCGGACGGCCGAAACGAAAUGCUGUUCGUGUUUUCGUACGACGGCGUUGGCGGCCUGAUCUGUGGGUGGCAGCUGGGGAAUUUCAGUGGCAAUGUGCCAGGGUUGUGAGCUUCAGACUGCGGGUCGUCUUGAAAACACGCACAAAACGAGGGAGCUUAGAUGAGAUGGGCGAGCUGGGGUGAGAUGCUCUCAUGAUCCGUGGUGAAUGGGUGGCCAAGACAAGUUCAGAACCCGACGAAACGCUGCCCAAGCAUGCAUGCGUCAGGUGUAAUAUCAACUACACGAGAUGAAUACGUCUUGACUGAACAUGCUCCGUCACGCUAUCUCAUGCGGUUGAACAAAAAUUACGUGUCUGGAUGGAAAUAAGUAGACAGCCGGCUUCCGGCUAUGAAC